Molecule: messenger RNA, 3598 nt
Organism: Orussus abietinus
Lineage: Eukaryota; Metazoa; Arthropoda; Insecta; Hymenoptera; Orussidae
Exons: 4
Coding region: 97-2949 (950 amino acids)
Source: RefSeq, a predicted model, not a curated record
UGGAACUUCAGUCUCUCUUGACUCUCCGGCCACAGGCAUCCACUGGACCACAGGGGACGACUUUCAGGGAGGAGAUUUACGUAUUGAGCAGAAAUCAUGAAGUGCAAGUGCGCGGUACUCUUGGUACUGUUCCUGGUCGGCGAGUCCCUUGGGACGGGACUCCUCCUCCCCGGCCAUGGACACAGCCUCCUGGACCCGCUGGGCAUCUUCAGUCACAGGAAGACCGACGCGCAGGCGUCCAGCAGCGCUAAGAACAUCGGAACCAACUUCAAACUCGGCCCAUUGUCCAUCGGAGGAAGCCUCUCGGCUUCCUCUUCGCAGGCUAACGCGAACGGUGGUUCGGCAAGUGCAAAUGCAAAUGCUAAUGCAAAUGCCCAAGCUGGUGGUUAUGGUGGAUCCAACGCGAACGCGAACGCUCAGGCCAGUGCAAACGCGAAUGCUGGUGCUCAAGGAUACCCCCAGGGCGGCUAUGGAGGAUCGACCGGAUUCGGUAAUGGUUACGGAAACGGAAACGCAAACGCAAACGCAAAUGCUCAAGCUAACGCAAACGCAAACGCCGGGGCGAGCGGGAAUUUAAACGUGUACCCCGGGUACCAGCAACCUGUGUACACAGGUGGUAAUGGUAAUGGUAACGGUUACGGUGGAUCGCAGUCGAACGCGAACGCGAACGCGAACGCUAACGCUAACGCAGGAGCGAACAGCCAGGGCACGGUUGGCUAUCCCUCGGGAUACCCAGCAGGACAAGUCGGAAAUUAUCCCCAGAAUGGAGGAUACGGAGGAUCCAACGCCGGGGCCAACGCCAACGCUAACGCGAACGCAGGCGCAGGCGCAGGUGCAGGUGCAGGUGCUAACGCCGGCGCCAACGCCAACGCAGGUGCCAACGGGGGAGGAUUCCCCACGUUCGGAGGACAGGUUGGCGGAUCUCAUUCUGGGAACGCAGGUGCGAAUGCAGGUGGGACAAUCCUAGUGAACACGGGCUACGGUCAUGGCCACGGACACGGACAUGGAAACGGCCAGGGACAAUCCGGAUCUUAUGGUCAGGGACAGUCUGGAUCUUAUGGGCAGAGCCAGUCCGGGUCCUAUGGUCAUGGUCAGAACCAGGGUGGACAGCAGCAAGGCGGGAACCCGUUCUUAACUGGUGGUAGCGGAUCUGCCAAUGCCAAUGCCAAUGCUAAUGCCCAGGCCAACGUUAACACCCAAGGACAAACCGGGGGUUCCUAUCCCUCUGGACCCAUCUACGGUUCCCAGACCGGAAGUCAAGCCAACUCUAACUCUAACGCCAACGUCAACGUUCAGGGUCAAACUGCAGGUUCCUAUCCCACGGGACCCAACUAUGGUUCUCAGACCGGAAGUCAAGCCAACGCAAACGCCAACGCCAACGCCAACGCGAACGUCCAAGGCCAAGUCGGGGGUCAAAACCCUUUCUUGCAUGGUCAGAGCCCGAGCAAGGUUCCCUCUGGACCGGUUAACCAGCCGAUCUAUGGAGGAGUUCAAGGAGGAGGUUCCGCAGGUGCUAACGCCAACGCCAACGCCAAUGCCAACGCCGGGGCCAAUGCCGGAGGAUUCGGAGGUCAGCAAGGUGGAUAUCAGGGAGGUCAGCAAGGUGGAUACCAGGGUGGACACCAAGGCGGUCAGCAGGGUCAAGGCACCGGAUCCAUCUCCAUCAACCAUGGGUUCCACGGCUCCAAGGGCGGCAUUUCAAUCAACGGCGAACAGGGUAUCUCCAUGACCAUUCCUGGUCAAGGUUCCGUCGGCUCCCACUCUGGAGGAUACGGAGGCAGCAAUGGGAACGGCGGCGUUAACGCUGGAGCCAAUGCUGGAGCUAAUGCCAACGUGAACGCCGGGGGCUCUUCCAAUGGAGGGUACCAGGUGACCGAGGUCCCUGUUCUGGUUCCUUCUGGGGGACAGGGAGGAAAUGCCAAUGCUGGAGCCAAUGCUGGCGCUAAUGCCGGUGCCAAUGCUGGAGCCAACUCUGGAGCCAAUGGCGGCCUCAGUGGUGGGUUCAACGGUGGAUUUAACGGCGGUCUCGGCAUUGGUGGACACGUUGGCGGACACGGUGGUUCCAAUGCUGGAGCCAACUCUGGAGCCAACUCUGGAGCCAAUGCUGGAGCCAACUCUGGAGCCAACUCUGGAGCCAAUGGCGGCCUUAGUGGUGGAUUCAACGGCGGUCUCGGCAUUGGUGGACACGGUGGUUCCAAUGCCGGAGCCAACUCUGGUGCCAACUCUGGUGCCAAUGCUGGAGCCAACUCUGGAGCCAAUGGCGGUCACAGUGGUGGAUUCAACGGUGGAUUUAGCGGCGGUCUCGGCAUUGGUGGACACGGUGGCUCCAAUGCUGGUGGGAACGCUGGGGCCAACUCUGGAGCCACUGCUGGAGCCAAUGCUGGAGCCAAUGCUGGAGCCAGCUCUGGAGCCAAUGGCGGCCUUAGUGGUGGAUUCAACGGUGGAUUCAACGGCGGUCUCGGCAUUGGUGGACACGGUGGUUCCAAUGCUGGAGCCAACUCUGGUGCCAACUCUGGAGCCAAUGCUGGUGCCAACUCCGGAGCCAACUCUGGAGCCAACUCUGGACUCGGCGAUCUUCUAGGUCUAGGUCAAGCCUCCGGCGGCCACAAUGGCCAUCUUGGCUUUGGCCAAGGCUCAAGCUCCUCCAACGCCCAGUCUUCGGCAUCGGCUUCGGCUUCUGCAUCCGCCAGCGCCAACGCCAAUGCCGAGUCGGCCGGCACUCUUUCCAACUCCAUCGCUGAUUCCUCGGCCUCCGGAAAUGGCGCCUCCGCCUCCAGCUCCAGCAAGGCUAGCAGCAACAGCUUUGGAUUCGGCUCGGCCAACGCCAAUGCCCAAGCUUCUAGUCAAGCCUCUAGCAACGGCUACUCCGGAGUCAACCUGGGCUCCAAGAGCUCCGCAUCCAGCGAGGCUGCUGCCAGCACUCGCGAUAUGCUCAUCUUCAGCAACUAGACACGCCUCGAAGAGAGACAACCCUCAGACUGCUUCCCAUGCUAAGACGCUUCGUAGGGAUCUUGCUCUACGGCAGGGCUAAGGAUAAUACUCGUUACCAGAUCACUCGCUGGCGAUUGGCCUGGUCGAUCGACUAUCGAUCGGUCAUCGAUCGCGCCCUCGGUGUACAUAGUUACGUGCGCGUCCCCCCAGACCCUCCGCGAACUCCCUUUAAUAAAUCUGGUGCAGUUGCAAUUCGCGUUCGUAUUUCCUACGGUUGUACCCUGAAGUUCACGCGAUGAGCGAAAUCGGUCUUGCUCUUGGUCUUCGAUACGUGGAAGGGUUAUGCAGGAUUGAGAUCGAUUUUUUGGAGGGAGAGAAACAAUGGGGACCAUUUCGGGAACCUCUUCAGGAUCGUCCUUGUGAUCCGGCGCGAUCGGUUUCGCACGAUCGGCGAUUAUUGGCUCCGCUGGAAAUUUUUUCAUUGUUCUUUUUUUUUUUUCUCGGGAACUCCGACUUCUCGCUGUCGCCCAUCCGACUCGACUUCGAACAGCCAUUAUGUAAUAUACGUUGAUGAUGUAGAACUCUGGAUAGCGUCUACGGUGACGCGGGACAGGAGCGACAGGGCGAUGAAUAAAGUGGCGCCUAUUGACGCGCUUAUGCUUUUUUA